Triticum turgidum subsp. durum (durum wheat) is the source of this 2112-nucleotide messenger RNA. The record is from the annotation of a GenBank genome assembly. Lineage: Eukaryota; Viridiplantae; Streptophyta; Magnoliopsida; Poales; Poaceae.
AUGUAUUGGUUUUUUGCAGAGCUUCCAGGGUUUAAUGCGCAGGUCAACCUCUCAGCAGCGGAGAUCAAGAGAUUGGCUGACCGGAUUAUUGCUAAGUCGAAGGAAACAUAUGAUGCCGUGGCCGCAGUUCCCCUAGAUAAGGUCAACUUCGCUAAUGCAAUUGCACCGUUGGCAGAAUUGGAUGCUCAGCAGUUUCCUCUGGUUCAAGCUUGUGUGCUCCCAAGGAUGGUGUCACCAUCCGAAGAUAUAUGCAGGGCCAGUGCUGACGCAGAGAAGCGAUUGGAUUCCCACUUUCUGCUGUGCAGUAGCAAUGGUGGCUGGUUGGGGCUGUCGUGCCUCCCGUGUAAGAAUCCUGUUAUUUCCUGCAAGGUGACCAGGCAGCGUGAGGAUGUGUACCGUGUUGUAAAGGCUUUCAUGGAGAGAGGUGAAAGAAUAGGUCCGGAAGCAACAAGAUUUGUCCAGUGUCUGGUAAGAGAGUUUGAACGCAACGGAGCAAAACUAACUCAAGCCAAGAAGGAAGAAAUGGAGAAGUUGAAAUCUCUAAUCGAUGACUUAAAUUUGAAGUAUAUUCAAAACAUGAGUGAUUUCACCAAAUUUCUUCUAUUAAGCGAGGAAGAGUUGGCUGGAAUGCCUCCUGAGUUCUUAAAGGAUCUGGAAGAAACAGACGGAAAGCGCAAGGUUCUGUUGACAGGUUACUAUGUCACUCCAAUUCUUGAGCAUUGCAAGGUUGGCUCUACCAGGAAGCAGAUCGCUGUUGCUUAUGGCCAGAAAGGUGGAAAACAGAACGUAGCCAUCCUAGAAAAAUUGGUUCAGAUAAGACACAGGCUUGCGAGAUUGCUUGGGUACUCCAACUAUUCUGAUUUUGCUAUUGAACCAAGAAUGCCAAUGACAUCGAGGAAGGUGUUAGAAUUUUUGGAGGAAAUGUCAGAACAGUUAAGUGAUCUAGCUAAUAGAGAACUGACCGUACUCAAAGAACUUAAGAUGAAGGAGGAAGGAAAUGCUCAAUUUGGCAUGGAAGAUUUAUUAUACUACAUGAAAAGAGGCGAACAGCACAAGGUUGAUCUUGACAUUGGUGAAAUUAAACGAUAUUUCCCUGUUAAGCUGGUCAUAUCAGGAAUGCUGAAGAUGUUCCAGGAUCUAUUUGCGCUACGAUUUGAAGAAAUUAAGGAUGUGGAGGUUUGGCAUGAUACAGUUCGUCUCUUCUCUGUUUGGGAUGCAAGUUCAAGUGAUCUUUUGGGUUACUUUUUCCUUGAUAUGUUUUCCAGAUUGAAAGCCCAUGAAAGAAAUAAUGAACUGAUAACGCAGCAUAAGACACACAAGUCAAAAGCACAUGCACUUCCACAUGAACUUGUGGAAGGAAAAUAUGACCACACCUGUGUUGUGGCACUUCAGAAUGGAUACAUGUGUUCUAAUGGUUCACGUAAGGUUCCGGUUGCAGUCUUAUUAUCUCAAUGCCCGAAAGAGUUUGAUGGGAAUUCAGCAUUGCUACGGUUCCCUGAAGUUGUGAGGAUAUUUCAUGAAUUCAGUCACGUGGUUCAUCAUAUAUCGAACAGGGCCACCUUUUCUAGAUUUUCAAGUCUCCGUCUGGAGGGGGACUUUGCUGAAAUUCCAAGCCUGUUACUCGAGAACUGGUGUUACGAGAGCAUUUCCCUGAAAAUGAUGUCCGGCUUCUAUCAGGACAUCACAAAGUCUGUCACUACUGAAGCUUGCCAGUCACUGAAAAGAAGGCGUGACAUGUUUGCUGGCCUGAAAUUGAAGCAAGAGAUCCUUUUGUGCCUUGUUGAUCAGAUAAUACAUACAAGCGAGAAUGUGGACAUCGAUGACUUGGUCAAAGAUCUUCAUCCCAAGGUACAUUCUAAACGAUUUCCAUUCACUUUUAUGUCACUUAUGACCAUGAGGGUGAAAUGCUCCUUUUUAAAGGUAUUUGCUGCUGAUCUAUUCACAACGAAAUUUAAAGAUGACUUGCUAAAUCAGCAUGCAGGGUUGAGGUUUAGAAAUAAGGUAUUGGCUCCAGGAGGCUCGAAAGAUCCUCUUGAGAUCAUAACUGACUACUUAGGAAGAGAACCGUCGCUGCAGCCUUUCAUUCAGAGCAGAACAAGGAACGCUUUGUGA